AACUUUCCCAUCUAUAAAUUACCACGCUACAUUGGAACCCUAAUUAAGUAUAGCCAAAUCCAAAAUCUCUAAAGUCUAAGCAAAGAAAAAAAUGAUCCUUCCCUCUUCUUCCCUUUUAUUCACUCUCACAAUCCUCUUGUGUUCUUUCCUUUCUUUUGUUUGUGCCAACCGUCUCAUCCAACAAACAUGCAAGAAUUGCUCAAAAAAUGACCCCAACAUAAGCUACAAAUUUUGCGUUACAUCAUUCCAAUCAGACCAUAGGAGCCACUACGCCAAAAACCUCCAAGAACUAGGACUAAUCUCCAUCAAGAUAACAAGGCACAACGUGACGGAUACUAAUGCUCAUAUCAAUGAGCUUUUGAAGAAAAACAAGAGCUUGGACCCAUUUAUCAAAGAAUGCUUAGAUGAUUGCGUUGAAGUCUAUUCCGACACCAUUUCCACAUUUAGAGAAGCCAUUAGAGAUUACAAGGCAAAACGUUAUGCCGAUUGUAAUGUCAAGCUAAGCUCAAUAAUUGAUGCCUCUACGACAUGUGAAGAUGGAUUCAAGCAAAAGAAUUAUGCCAUUUCGCCACUAACGAAAAGAAACAAGGAUACCUUUCAGCUUUCCGCUAUAGCACUUUCCAUUGUUAACAUGCUCAUCAAUACGGAUAAAUAAAGGGUGUAUAUAUCUGAUCAUCAUGUAAUGGUUAAUAAUUUGGGUGUUUAAUAUAUUUUUUUCCUAAAUCAAAGAUCAUGAGUGUUUUUCUAUCUACUCAAUUAAAGAAUAAUCUUAUUGGUGGUGGUGUA
This is a messenger RNA of Glycine soja, 786 nucleotides long. RefSeq names its product putative invertase inhibitor. Bases 92 to 655 code for a protein of 187 amino acids. NCBI's taxonomy places the organism in Eukaryota, Viridiplantae, Streptophyta, Magnoliopsida, Fabales, Fabaceae. The record is from RefSeq and is a predicted model, not a curated record. Gene Ontology annotation, molecular function: enzyme inhibitor activity. The transcript has a single exon.